Messenger RNA from Callorhinchus milii (elephant shark), 969 nucleotides. RefSeq names its product platelet-activating factor receptor-like. Gene Ontology annotation, molecular function: platelet activating factor receptor activity; G protein-coupled purinergic nucleotide receptor activity. The record is from RefSeq and is a predicted model, not a curated record. Bases 58 to 969 code for a protein of 303 amino acids. The transcript has a single exon. Lineage: Eukaryota; Metazoa; Chordata; Chondrichthyes; Chimaeriformes; Callorhinchidae. Gene Ontology annotation, cellular component: membrane. Gene Ontology annotation, biological process: chemotaxis; G protein-coupled receptor signaling pathway.
UACUCCUUUAUAAUUGCAUCCGGACUACCUGCAAAUAUUGCUGUCCUUUGGUUCUUAAUGCAAAGCUGCAAGAGGAAUAGACUGAAUGAAGCCAAAAUCUAUAUGAUUAACCUAACCGUGGCUGAUCUUCUGUUCAUCAUAGGUCUUCCAUUCUGGAUUGUGUACUACAUUCGACAAGGGGAUUGGAUAUUUUCCAGCUUCAUGUGCAGCCUCAGUGGAUCUCUGUUUUAUAUCAACACCUAUAAUUCUCUCUUCUUUCUGGCUCUCACCAGCUUCAGCCGUUACUAUGCUGUAUCACAGCCCCUAAGGGCCGCUCAGUCAAAAAAGAGAAUAAGAGGUCUCGUCAUGUCUUCUGCGGUCUGGAUGAUAACAGUGGGUUCAUCUUUUCCUGUGAUAAUUCGUAAUGAGCAGUACAUAAGCACAGAGAUCACUAACUAUGGAAAUGUUUCAAGAUGUUUCGAAAUCUAUUCCGGAGAAAACAAUACAGUGGAGAUAGUGCUCAAUUUUGCCAUGAUCUCUGCAUUCAUUUUGUCAUUCGCAGUUGUUAUUGGAUGCAGCGCAGCCAUCCUCAAACUAUUAAGUGACAACGGGAUCCCAAUUACUUCACAAAGAGGGGUGAAGAGACAGGCUUUACGAACGGUAAUUGUUAUACUGAUUGUCUUUUUCAUUUGUUUUAUCCCACAUCAUGUGGUCAAGGGGCCGUGGGUGCUGAUAUUUUUGGGUACAUGGGAAACUAGAGACUGUGUCUUCAAGCAAGUCUUGAAUGACUUUUAUCAGAUCAGUUUUUGCAUCAUGAAUAUCAACUGUAUUUUGGAUCCCAUUGUUUAUUCUUUUCUGAGUAGAAAUUUCAGGAAUUCUGUAAACAAACUGAGGCAUUCAUUGAGACAGAGCUUAAAAUCGAGGAUGCCUACUCCCCAUGAGUCUGCACAAGGGAACUCAGUCGAUAUGAAUGUAAGGAGAAAUAAUUAA